Messenger RNA from Entamoeba invadens IP1, 1956 nucleotides. Its product is annotated as rap GTPase-activating protein, putative. The transcript is spliced from 5 exons. Gene Ontology annotation, molecular function: GTPase activator activity. Gene Ontology annotation, cellular component: cytoplasm. Gene Ontology annotation, biological process: activation of GTPase activity; regulation of small GTPase mediated signal transduction. The coding region runs from base 1 to 1956 and encodes 651 amino acids. The record is from RefSeq and is a predicted model, not a curated record. Lineage: Eukaryota; Evosea; Mastigamoebida; Endamoebidae.
AUGAAUCAAACCACAUUGAGAGUCAAGAUUGUCGACCAAAUCUUUAACACAGCUAAUCUUAAAACAAAAGUCCAUGUCGACUUCAGAUUGCUUAAUCAACACAUUCCUCCGAAGAAAACACCCCCUCCACCUCCUAAGAAACCUUUACCAUUAGCUCCAACUAAAAUUCCACCCCCUCCUCUUAAACUUCCUCCACAACGAUUAAAACUUGACGUUCAAAAGAUCAAGCAAAAUGUACCACCACCUAAUGAACAAGUAGUUCAAACUAACGAAGUAACUAAGACUAUUUUACCUUGUCCAAAUCGCCAAAGUUCAUUGCAAAAUUUACACACAGAACAAAUGGAAAGUUCAACACCACUCUCUCCAAAGGUAGGAGACCCAUCCCCUUUGUCCUCGUCAAAACAAGACAAAAGGCAGAAAAGAAAGAAAAGUUUGAUGUCAUUUUCGACUACACACUUGUCUACGUUAAAAGAAAAAAGCGCUAAGAAAGAGACGGAAACGCCAGAGAUCUCCUCCCUUAACGUAGAGAAACACAACAAAACACCAAAGACAGAGAGAAAUUCAUUUGUCAGAAAAUUUUUCAAAAUGCCAAAGAAAUCACAGAACGUCGAUACUUUGGAUAUCUCAGAACCAAUAGGCUUCAAAAAUGUGAUCUCCGCUCAAUCGGCAUCAAGCGAAAACCUCCUUUCAAAGUUCGACUCGAACGGGGAGCUCCCACAAAUUCCACUGCCACGUCCCUUGUCUCUUUUAAACAAAAAGGAAGUCACAAGCGCACAAGAGUACUUCUCGCUCGUCGAAGAAAUGAAAUCAAAAACACUGAACUUCGACGACUGGAGUUCACCGGUCGUCCCAAAAGAGACUUGGUACACUCAACAUGAAACACUCCCACUGGGAUGGGAAAAGAAUUCAUUGGUGUUGCCUGAAGUACUUUCGAAUGGAUUUUGUAUAGAAGCCGGAAGUGGAUUUACUUCGCUUAAGACUGGACUGAAGGAGUAUUAUAUUGUGAAUAUCACAGCCGACUUUAAGUUCUUCAAUCGCUUUAUUAAAGGAAAUCCCCUCUCAAUACACUUCAUUCUGAAAGACGAGCCAGUCGUAUUUAGUGUGAUACCAGGCCAAUGCGAUGGGUUUAGAAGAGGUAUGAUAAUAUCAAAACGAGGAAUCAUCCGAUGUCUCAUUCCUGAAGAAGUCAAUUCACUGAAACAAUUCCACGAAGCCUUUCCAGACAACACUAAAAGUUCAAACAUUCUUCGAGUCAGCGACAAACCAACUUUCGAAACGGAAAUCGCCAAAUUUGAGGACAUGAUGUCUGUCUGUUCGUACAAAUUUGGUGUCUUAUAUUGUCAAUCCAACCAAAGUAAUGAAGAUGAGAUGUUCCGUAACACCGAGGGAUGUCCUGCUUAUGAAAAGUUUUUAGGCCUUUUAGCACAGAAAAUUGAAUUGAAAGGGUUUCCCAAAUUCAAAGGAGGGUUAGAUGUGAAUAACGGAGAAACCGGGACAUACAGCUACUUUACUGAAUUUCUGUGUUAUCAAAUAAUGUUCCAUGUGUCUACCUUACUUCCGGAUGUUAAAAGUGACGAGCAGCGUGUUGACAAAAAGCGCCAUUUAGGCAAUGAUGUUGUGGUUCUAGUAUUUAAAGAGAAGGGGGAAACUACAGAGUACUUCGACCCAAGGUGCUUCACGUCACACUUCACUCACGUCUUUGUCGUUGUAACACCAGACGUUAAUGACGAGAGUAACAAUGGAUACACAAUCACCGUGGUUUGUAAAAGCAGUGUGAGUCCAUUCCCUCCUUUUAUGAAGUCUUCACACUUCGAACAUAACGAAGAAACUCGAAAUUUCUUAUUAAGAAAAUUGAUCAAUGGAGGGAGGAUGGCGGAGAUGGCUCCUUCGUUCGAAACAAGUAUGGCAAAAGGAAGAAACGAUCAGUUGAAGAUGCUUCUUAGGGAGGUCAAAUGA